AUGAGUGGUGGCAGCCCGAGUGGCUACCCCCCCAUGGCUCUUGGACAGCAGCAGCGGCUCAACAAUCAGCAACACGAACCAUCGCCCCAACAACUUUACCUUCCACCUCAACAGCAGCAGGAACAGCACUUCGCUGCUUAUCAAAUGGACCCUCCUGCAUACGGUCAACACACGUACGGCUACAUGACCGGUGCAGGGGUUGGUCACAGUGCGCCUUCCCCCCCCGUCUACCAUGCACAGCCUCCAGCCUAUCCCGGGCCCUACCCCUCGCACCCUUACGGCAACCGGACUGGGACAAUGCACGACGGAAACGUCAGCGGCAAUAGCGCGCACGCGCACUACCCCACUCCGUACCACCACGGGCGGGAGCACGGGGAGGGAGGAGGAGGGAAAGGAGAAGAGGGGUCCCUGUCCCUGUCAGCGGCCGCCAUGCAACAAUUUUAUCUCCAGCAGCAGCAAGCAGCCGCAGCAGCAGCAGGUAUAGGACCGCAGAGCUCAGGCGUUGACGCUGUAGCUUGGUACGCAUUGGCACAGGCCCACCACCAGCACCUGCAGCAGCAGCAGCAGCAGCAGCAACAACAUCGUGAUCAUAAUCACCAGGCCUUGCCUGUACAACAACAUCAUCACCAUCAUCACCAACAGCAGCAGCAGCAACAACAACAACAACAACAACAACAACAACAACAACAACAACAACAACAACAACAACAACAGCAACAACAACAACAACACCCUCAACACCACCAGGCCUUUGCGUCCCACCUGACUGGGGAUGGAAGAAAAAGAGGAGGAGAAGGAGCGGACGUUCAGGCGCAAUUACCCGAGUUGCAAUUUCAAGCGGAAGUCAGCGGUAAAUCCCACGUAUCACAAGAACCUAACCGCAAAAAAGUGCGCGAACGUUCCGCUCCGUCCAAGCGAAAAGCUGCCGGAGAAAAAGGAGGAAGGGGGGGGGGGAGGAAAGGGGGCAGGCCACCGAGUCCCUCCGCGUAUUUCCCUCCCUUAAUGCCCGGUACCGCUGUCCUCCCGGUAGAUAAAGAGUCUGAAGCGGCACUGUUGGCCGAGCUGCGAGCGGAGGUAGAGCGGUUGGCCUCUCAGCGGGGAGAGGGUGGGGGGGAGGGAUACGAGGGAGAGGAAGAGGAGGAGGGAAACCGAGAGCCGGGGGAUGGGCCGAAUGACCCGACGAAGAAAAACGGCCAUGCGAACAGUGUGGAUGUGGUUGCCAAAGCCCUGAUAGAUUGGCGUGUGGAGCAAGUCUAUCCCGCGGCGGAAGGGGCGGAAGGGGUGCUGGAAGGGGGAGAGGGAGGGAGGGAAGGAGAGGGGGCAGGACAAGUGAUCUACGUGGAUGUUCACGGCCAAGUCUUUGCCUCCAAGGCGGCGGCGGUGGAGGCGUUGUUGUCGCGGGUCGUCCAGGAAGAGGAGCACCGGAAGAUGAAGGCCCGAAAGCGCGGCGAGAUGCGGCGGAAGCAGGAGGCAACCCCGGGUCGGGACGGCAGCAUGUCCUUGUCAGCAGGGCCGGAGCCAUCGCCUGCCAAGGUACCCGGAGUGCAGAGUCCAUCGUCCCCUGCAACGUCCGCCCUGCCCUUGUCCAGCACGGCCAAAGCCGUAAAGGGCCCGGCAUCGCGUCCCUCCCUCCCUCCUCUCCCUUCCAUGAAUCCCUCCGUUUUGGAGACGCUGGGGGGCACGCUUCCCCCCCUGCCCGCCCACAGCAAUACCUCCAGCACCUCCUCGAUCACGGGGGAGGCCGGGGCCUACCGACCCACUCCACUCGAAGCCGACGCGGCGGACGGAAACAAGGGGGAGGAGUUAAGGGGGGGCGGCGGCAGGGAAGACGACGAAGGGGAGGAAGGGAGUAGGGGGGAGAGAGGAAUGGUAGAUUCCACAUGUCUGUCCCCCGCUUCCCUCGCCCUGGCCCGCUCGAAGGUGUACGACGAAGCGAGGACUUUCCUUUCGUGCGCCGUCCUCAAAAUGCCCGUGCAGCUGGGUCCUGUUCGCAUUCUGUCUUUUGGUAAAAUUGAUUUUAUUCGUCCCAAGUACCAUUGUGAAACGGAAAUCUGGCCGUUGGGGUUCAAAGCCGCGCGCGUGGAGAUGAGUCAUGUUUUGCGGCAGCUUCUUGUUCUCUUCUUCGAAAUUACCGAGGGAGGGGACAAAGGUCCGAAUUUUAAGGUGAUUCUAGAACUUUCCAAACCGCUCUCUGGUGGAGGAGGGGGUGGGGGAGGAGGGGAGGGAGGAAGUGACGGAGGGGGGGGAGGAGGAGGGCGUUUUGUGUUUCAUGCACGCAAUGCGAGGAAGGCGUGGGGCGACGCCUUGGACAAGCUUUGUCUGCUUGAAAAACAUGAAUUGGCCCGACGCAGGGCCAGGAAAAAGCGGCGUCUCGCUGUUUGCGAAGACAAAGUGAAGGAAGAAGAAAGGGAGGAUGACGGGAGGAAAGCUCUCGUGGCAUGCGACCCGGAGGAGGAAGAAGCGCGGCGUGCCCUGGGGAAACUGUACCGAGAGAAAGUGUUGCUGGAGAAAGAAGUCCUGAAAGAACGGUGCGAGCUCUUGGCCCAGUUGGAGGCCGACGCUAGGACGGAAGCGUACACGUGGUUGAGUCAAAGCACAUCCACUGCAUUGGCUUUGCCGGUGCCGCCCUUACGCUUGCGCACAGGCGCCAAGCGGGGGAAGCCCGAGAACGGACAGACAGAGGGGGAGGGUGGGGUGGAGGACGGGAGGGAGGACGCGUCCGUCAGGCCCUGGGUGGAUUAUCGAUCCUUCUUCACCGACAGCAUUCGCCGUUUGAUCGAAGGUUUGCCGGGGGCGGAUAAAUGCAAAUUGUACGAAUUUGUGGACCUGCGCCGCCCUGCUUUCGGACAGGGCGGCCACAGGGAAGGGAAGGGAGGGCUGGGAGGAGGGAGAGACCCCUUGUCCGACUUGGUACCGGCGUCGGAGGGGGUGAAGGCCCUUGCAGCCGCGUCUUUUGGGCUGGAAUCCUCAGCAGGGGUUGUCAAUGAGACCGUAGUCUUGGCGCGGGCCAAGGCGGCGGCGGCCGCGUGGGCAGCCGCAGCGGCGAGGGAGAUGGAGCGGGAGGAGCUGAUCCGCCUCCGUUGCGAAGAAGUCCGGCAGCGGGAGGAGGAGAGGCGGCAGAACAAACUCAUGGAGAAAGAGGAGAAGAAACGCAGCAAGGAGGAGCAGCGUUGGGAGAAGCGGAUGCGUCAAGUGGAGAGGAAGCGUCGGAAGGAACGGAUCAAGGAGCUGGAGCGGGAGCUGAAACGUUUGCGAAUCCGGAUGGACAACGACAUUCAACGCCGCCGGGCGGCAGCACGACAGUUGGUCCAAGUUGGGGCCGACGCUCCGGCGGGUAUGGUGGCCGUGCCUCAGCUUGCUCAUGAAUCCUUGAUAGACGACGCGCACUUGGAAGAGACGGAGAAAGCGUUGCCCCUGCCCCCAUCGUCUACACCCUCCUCGAAUUCGCGCUUUUCGUCCGCCAACAACCUCCUUUCCUCUCGGACCAUGGCGGACGUCCUCCAAGUCUGGGAUGUGGGCUACACGCUCGCGGGGAAGAUGGGGAUGUCAGAGUGGCCCUCCCUCUCCCUCUUCUUGAAAGCCUUGGAUGCCGCAGAAGCCUGCAAAGACCGUCAUCCCACGCCCCGGGAAGAACGACGGAUGCGCGUCCUUUCCGAAGUGGCACAACGCCUCACCGGCGUUCUCCUCCCCGACAUCGUGCAGACCUUGAUGUAUUCCUCUCCUAGCCAGGGAGGAAGCGGGGCAGGGAGCGGGGCAGGCAUCGACCCAGAUCCGACGCUGCCGUUGAACGAAAUGACAUGGCCGGAGUUGGCCCGGUGGGCCUUUAUGGCGCAAGCCUACCGUGUCAUGCAGUUACCGGUGGAUUUGGCAUAUGCAUUGCGUGGUCGCGGUGUAGAUUUCCAAA
Messenger RNA from Nannochloropsis gaditana CCMP526, 3904 nucleotides. Its product is annotated as dna binding protein. The annotation marks the transcript as partial. The record is from RefSeq and is a predicted model, not a curated record. Gene Ontology annotation, cellular component: nucleus. The transcript has 3 exons.